This is a messenger RNA of Rhizophagus irregularis DAOM 181602=DAOM 197198, 1944 nucleotides long. RefSeq lists its product as uncharacterized. Gene Ontology annotation, molecular function: aldehyde dehydrogenase (NAD+) activity. NCBI's taxonomy places the organism in Eukaryota, Fungi, Glomeromycota, Glomeromycetes, Glomerales, Glomeraceae. The record is from RefSeq and is a predicted model, not a curated record.
AUAAUGGUAAUUGGUAAAUUAUGGUAAAUUAUUACUUUUAUUAGAGAUAAUUCUAUUUUUCAAUCUUAACCACUUGGAGAAAUAUGUUUCUUUUAAUAUUAUAGUCAUUUACGUAAUUACUAUCAAUUUGACUAUAUAAAUACUGUCAAUUAUUUCUUUUAUCAUAUAACUUUCUUUUUACGAUUUUUUUUGUGGUCAUGUCUUCUAAUAAUGAACAAUCUAUUACUUUGCCAACAGGAAAGACUAUCAAAGUAAACACGGGUUUAUUCAUUAAUAAUGAAUUCGUUGAUUCAAUCGAUGGAAAACGUUUUGAAACUAUUAAUCCUGCAACUGAAAAAGUUAUUACUACUGUAGCUGAAGCAUUGUCUAAUGAUGUUGAUAAAGCAAUCGAUAUUGCUACUGAAACUUAUGUUAAAGUUUGGAGUAAAGUUUCUGGUUAUGAUCGUGGUCGUUUAAUUAAUAAAUUGGCUGACUUGAUGGAACGUGACAUUGAUGAACUUGCCGCCAUUGAAUCUUUGGAUAAUGGUAAACCUUUUUUGCUUACCAAAGCUGUUGAUAUUCAACUUUCUAUUAAAACCUAUAGAUAUUAUGCUGGUUUUGCUGAUAAAAUUAAUGGAGAGUUAUUUCAAACUGAAUCUGAUAAAUUCGACUUUACACAACGUGAACCUUAUGGUGUUAUUGGUGCUAUUAUUCCAUGGAAUUUUCCAAUAAUGAUGCAAGCUACGAAAUUGGCUCCAAUUUUGGCUUGUGGAAAUACUAUCGUAUUAAAAACUUCCGAAUUUACUCCUUUAUCUGCUCUUAAAGUAGCAGCUUUAAUUAAAGAAGCUGGUUUUCCAAAAGGUGUUGUAAACAUCUUAUCAGGAUAUGGUCCAACUGCUGGUGCUGCUAUGGCAAGUCAUAUGAAACUCAGAAAAAUCACUUUUACCGGUUCCGUUCCUGUAGGUAAAUCUAUCCUUAAAGCUUCGGCGGAAUCUAACUUGAAAAAAGUUACAUUGGAAUUAGGAGGGAAAUCUCCGAAUAUUAUUUUUGCCGAUUCAGAUAUAGAUGAAGCAGUUAAAUGGGCUCAUAUGGGAAUUUAUUUCUCUUCCGGUCAAGUUUGUGUAGCCGGUUCACGUAUAUAUGUACAAGAUUCAGUUUAUGAUGAAUUUUUAGAGAAAUUUAAAAAGCGUGCUGAAGGUACAAAAGUUGGUGAUCCUUUUAAAGAGGAUACUUUUCAAGGUCCUCAAGUUUCUCAAAUUCAUUACAAUAAAAUUAUGUCCUUUAUUGAAGCUGGAAAGAAAGAAGGUGCUACUUUAUUAAUUGGUGGUGAAAGAGAAGGUGAAAAAGGUUAUUACAUUAAACCAACAAUUUUCACUGAUACGAAUGAGAAAAUGUCUAUUAUGCAAGAGGAAAUUUUCGGUCCAGUAGCAGCGAUAUCGAAAUUUUCUACUGUUGAAGAAGUCAUUGAAAAAGCUCAUUUAACUAGAUAUGGAUUGGCCGCUGCGGUAUUUACUAAAGAUAUUACACGUGCUCUAAAAAUUUCUAAAGAAUUAAAUGCUGGAACUGUUUGGGUUAAUUGUUAUGGAUUAUAUGAACCAAACGUACCAUUCGGAGGAUACAGAGAGAGCGGUAUAGGCAGAGAAGGCGGAGAAUCUUCGUUAAAUGAAUAUACUCAAGUAAAGAGUGUACAAGUUCAUUUAGGAAAAUUCAUGUUUUAACGGUUACACGAUUUUUGUUUAAAUGUCAAAUAUGACAUUCAUUUAUUGUAAAAAUUUAUAUACUUUAUAAAAUAAAUUUUCGCGAAUUUAUAUAAGUAUAAAUUAUAAAUUAUUCCUGAUUUCAUUCAUGUCGAUAUUAAACCUUUUUAAGAAUAAUUACCAAUUUUGUAAAAGUAAAAACAUUUGAAAAUCAAUCCCCUCAUGUUGCGUUAAAUUAAUUGAUAUAUUAAAUACAUGUAUAAUCAUG